Messenger RNA from Myotis daubentonii (Daubenton's bat), 1673 nucleotides. RefSeq names its product heterogeneous nuclear ribonucleoprotein A1-like. Gene Ontology annotation, biological process: mRNA splicing, via spliceosome. Gene Ontology annotation, cellular component: catalytic step 2 spliceosome. Lineage: Eukaryota; Metazoa; Chordata; Mammalia; Chiroptera; Vespertilionidae. The record is from RefSeq and is a predicted model, not a curated record. Gene Ontology annotation, molecular function: mRNA 3'-UTR binding.
GCUCCUUAGAUCAGUCCUUUCUGCUGGUGAACGCUGCGGAGUAAGCAUCGUUGGACUUUCCCCUGUUGCAGUCAUCAUGUCUAAGUCUGAGUCCCCCAAGGAGCCGGAGCAGCUGCGGAAGCUCUUUAUUGGAGGUCUGAGCUUUGAAACAACCGAUGAGAGUCUGAGGAGCCAUUUUGAGCAAUGGGGAACGCUCACGGACUGUGUGGUGAUGAGAGAUCCACGCACCAAGCGCUCCAGAGGCUUUGGGUUCGUCACCUAUGCCACUGUGGAGGAGGUGGACGCAGCCAUGAACGCGAGGCCACACAAGGUGGACAGAAGAGUGGUGGAACCAAAGAGGGCUGUCUCCAGAGAAGAUUCUCAAAGACCUGGUGCCCACUUAACUGUGAAGAAGGUUUUUGUCGGCGGUAUUAAAGGAGACACUGAAGAACAUCACCUAAGAGAUUAUUUUGAACAGUAUGGGAAAAUAGAAGUGAUUGAAAUCAUGACUGACCGAGGCAGUGGCAAAAAGAGAGGCUUUGCUUUUGUAACCUUUGACGACCAUGACUCUGUAGACAAGAUUGUCAUUCAGAAAUACCAUACUGUGAAUGGCCACAACUGUGAAGUAAGGAAAGCUCUACCAAAGCAAGAGAUGGCUAGUGCUUUGUCCAGCCAAAGAGGUCGAAGUGGUUCUGGAAACUUCGGAGGUGGUCGUGGAGGUGGUUUUGGUGGAAACGACAACUUCGGUCGUGGAGGAAACUUCAGUGGUCGAGGUGGCUUUGGUGGCAGCCGUGGUGGCGGUGGAUAUGGUGGCAGUGGGGAUGGCUAUAAUGGAUUUGGUAGUGAUGGAAGCAAUUUUGGAGGUGGUGGGAGCUACAAUGAUUUUGGCAAUUACAACAAUCAAUCUUCAGGUUUUGGGCCUAUGAGAGGAGGAAACUUUGGAGGCAGAAGCUCUGGGCCUUAUGGUGGUGGAGGUCAAUACAUUGCCAAACCACAAAACCAAGGUGGCUAUGGCGGUUCCAGCAGCAGCAGUAGCUAUGGCAGUGGCAGAAGGUUUUAAUUACUGCCUGGAAACAAAGCUUAGCAGGAGAGGAGAGCCAGAGAAGUGAUAAGGAAGCUACAGGUUACAACAGAUUUGUGAAUUCAGCCAAGCACAGUGGUGGCAGGGCCUAGCUGCUACAAGGAAGACAUGUGUUAGACAAUACUCAUGUGAAUGGGCUAAAAAACUCGAGGACUAUAUUUGUGACUAAUUGUAUAACAGGUUAUUUUAGUUUCUCUUCUGUGGAAAGUGUAAAGCAUUCCAACCAAGGGUUUUAUUGUAGAUUUAUUUUUUUUUUGCACCCAUGCUGUUGAUUGCUAAAUGUAAUAGUCUGAUCAUGACGCUGAAUAAAUGUGUCUUUUAAAAAAUGUGCUGUGUAAAGUUAGUUUGCUCUGAAGCCAUCUUGGGAAAUUACCCCAACAGUGUGAAGCUAGAAUUCCUUCAGGGUGAUGCCAGGUUCCAUUUGAAAUUUAUUUACAAACUGCUUGGGCACAGAAGACAUUGUCUUCUGAAUCUUUGGUGUAGUUGAAUUGACAGUUACUGUGUUGUGAUCUGGAGUUCACCAUUAAAAGGGUCACCAAAGCAGAGUCAUGGAGUUUAUUUGGUUAUUAAUGAUUGUUGGCACAUCCUAUGCAAUAUAUCUAAAUUGAAUUAU